UUCCUUUUGUCCGCUGUCCGUGGCGCGGCAGGAAAACAAUGCGACAGUCGGCUAUAGCAUAAGAAUAUGUGUAAUAGUGACGAUUGUCUAACCUAAGUCAUUUUUUUACCUUUUGCGUGGACCUGGAUUCGUCAAUCUUUUAUUUCUUAAUAUUAAGAAGAUUAUUCUAAGGACAGAAAUGACAUGAACGGCGCUUGAUAGUUUCAUGUUGGCAAGCGUCCCCUGUUUCUGGGAACUCUGCUGCUCCCGUUUGGGCCUAGGGUAUCAUGCUCCGUACCGGUGGAGAGCGGGAUUACCAGACGUCGGCUAGAAGGAUGGGAACGUCCCUGCUGUUCCAGCUGUCGGUUCACGAGCGAGAGUUGGAUCUCGUGUUCCUCGACCACAGCUAUGCCAAACCCUGGAAUGCCCACCCAGACGCCAGCAGCGCGCGGCCCACCCGCAUGCUGUUUGUCACCCCUCGACGACAGACUGAGCCCUCAGCUGAUUCAGACAUUUCCAUUGAUGUGGAGACGGUCACACCCACUCCAAUGCCUCUGUACGACGAUCAGAAAGCUCGCAGUGUGAUGAACGAGUGUGAGCGGCACGUUCUGUUCGCCCGAACAGUGGCUGAUGGACCACUGCCUCCCGACGACUGGGAGGACCACAUCAACAAGGUCGGCUGGUCUUUGGCUCAGAACAAGCUCUUCAACAAAGUAUUGAAGGCUCUACAGGCAGAGAGACUCAGUAGAAUGGCCAAUGAUGCUGCUUGUAAUGAGCCUGUCUUACGCAGGACAGCUGUGGAUAAAUGUGCUCGGAAGGUACGGCACGCUCUGGCCAGCGUCAACUGGGACAUUAAACUCACUCACUGGCUUCAUAACACAAUGGUGGAAUCUCUGAGUCUUUCCAUGCUAGCUGCUUACCUGGAUGUGCUGCAGACACUCAAGAGCAAGGUGCCGUCGCUGAUUGACAGGAUGUUGCUGUCGUCUUCAGUGAAAACAGGAGCGGCGGGGGCUGAGGCUCUUUCUCUGCUCCUCAAGCGUCCCUGGGACCCUGCCGUGGGUGUACUGUCACACAACAAACCUAGUAAACUUCCUGGUUCCCCUCUGAUCCUGAUAGCUCCAUCAGGUCCGACCAACCCUGCCUUCUCUUCCUCUCGACGAAUGAGAUUCUGGCAAUCUCAGCUGUCCUGUCUCGGGAAGGUCAUUCCCAUUAACGUUCAUGUGGGCAGUGGGGCCAACAUUAGCAUCACGCAGUGUGUAGAGCAUAUGAUCGGCACAGUGAGAGGAAAGGUUAUAGAGGUUCACAGUCACUUUCCUCACAAACCGAUCAUCCUGGUGGGCUGGAAUGUGGGGGCAUUGAUCGCUUGUCAUGUUUCCCUAAUGGAAUACAUGACAGCUGUUGUGUGUUUGGGCUUUCCUCUUCAGAGCGUCAGUGGGCCACGAGGGGAUGUUGAUGAUCCACUGUUGGACAUGAAGACUCCGGUGCUGUUUGUGGUUGGCCAGAACUCGCUGCAGUGCAGUCCUGAAAACAUGGAGGAGUUUCGGGAAAAGAUUCGGGGAGACAACAGCAUGGUGGUUGUCGGAGGGGCCGAUGACAACCUGAGGAUCAACUCUACUAAGAUGAAGACAGAGGGUCUGACCCAGACUAUGGUGGAUCGCUGCAUUCAGGACGAGAUUGUGGAUUUUCUGACAGGUGUUUUGACCCGUACUGAGAGCCACGGUCAUGGCUCGGGUGAAACGCGUGACUUGGACGCAGAGAAGAAGAAAAAAACGCGACGUGAACUCCCCUUUGACCUCGAAAGGUCACGACCCUCUUCACCUGCCGUGAGGGAUAUGUCUGGUGUGUGCAGCAGUCCCACAGCCAGUCCCAAACCUAAGACUGUCGGUCUGUCUCCAGCUCAGAAGUCCAGUCUUAUUACUGCCACACAGCUGCUGAAGACGCACAUGCAGCGCUCGGGCACUGUACUAACACACAAACAAGCACAAGCUCAGUUUGCUGCUUUUAUGAAACAUAAUAUGCUGGUGAGGAAAAGCAUUCCUCCUGGCAGCCCUUCAUGUCUCUUUGUGCCUGUACCCAGUGACCAGGUGGAUGGUUUAGACAGAGACGACCUCAGGCUCCACCUUAAGAGGAGACAGACACCAAGCCCCACAGCCGCCAAAGCCUCCAAACGAGCCAAGAUCAAAGUCACCAUCGUCUCCCAUGGAGAAACAGCGGGGGGCACGGCUCAGGAAGGAAAGCCCCUCGGAGUCACUCUGGGCCAGACGGUGUCAGGGGCCAAAGAAUUAUCUGAGCUUCUCAGUGCACAAAGGUCAGGGGGUCUGGCAGAGAUGACUGGAGCUCUGGGGUCUAGCGAGGGGUCAUUUCACAACUUACAAGGAAGCAUUAUUUCAGGUUCCUCCUCUCCUGUCCAGGCUCAGGUACCCGUCACUAGCCAAGCUCCGUCAGCCAGUAGUCUGCUGCAGGGUCUCAGCCUGAGUCUGCAGGAGAUCAACACAAAAUCACCAGGAGUGCCCUCCGCCACACAGGUGUCAGUAGGGAAGGCCCACUGUCAGGGACAGGUGUUGAGCUCUCUGAGCCCAGGGAGUGGUGCUCUAUCGCGGACGGUACCGGUAGUGUCUACUGGCUCCGGGAUGACCAAAACCACAGCAAUCCACCAACUCCUCAGCAACAGCAGCCUGGCACGACUGGCCCACGUGUCUAGUCCGAGCACGGGGCUCAAAGCUCCCACCACUAUCACAGUGACACUGCGAGGACAGCCCAGCAGAAUUCCCCCUCUCAGCCACAUGGGAGCGAUAGGACAUUCUCACAGCGCACCUGAACAUCAGGUGUGUGACGCCUGCAGUAUGAUGUCUUCACAAACCCUGUUGUCUGUUAUUUCACAUUAUUGUUUUGUACCAGUGCCAAUCACAACAGGUGCAAUCCAGUGGUUUUGCGAGUCUCAUGUGUUCAUUACCGAUUAAAAGAGCUCAUCAAAGUCAUUUCAGUUUUCCAUUAACAUUGAAUAGUCUAUUGGUCCAACUUUAUGCUGUCAAAUGUUGUUUACUCCCCGUGUCCCACUGCUUUAAUGCUCCGCAGUGUUCCUAGUGAGAAUAAGUCUCAUCUGAGCGGUUGCUGUGGCAACCGUCUCAUUGACCAUGCAGAGAGAUGAGGUGUAAUUAUUUGCUUAAUCACCCUGAAGAGCAUAAUUAUACGCUCCUCACUUUUGCUUUGGAUCAAUUAGCUAUACAUAAUGGGUUUUCCUGAUUUAGGAACAUUUCUAAUACAUUUACAAAAUAUGAUUUUUUAUUAUAGUUACAGUUUGGGUUUUCUGACCAUUGCCUUUGAGUCGAAAAAGUUUUAUUUUCGCCAUUUCAGAGGAAUGCAGUUGCGGUGUACUGAAUAGGAAAAUCUCUCGCCGACAUCAAAAGAAAAAUGAAUUUUUAUUGUAAUUAUAAUGUUUCGCUCUACAUUUACAUAUUUUCCUCAAAAAAUUCUCAUAAGUGAAAUGUGUCAAUCUGCUUUGUUUUUAUAUGGGCCAAAAGUAGGUUUCAUUUUCUAUCAGCAAAAUGUAACGCAAGGUGUUUUUUUUAUACAAUAUCCGAACAUAAUAUCAGACCAUGGCAAGUGUGGUAUUCCCUUUCAUACAACAGUUUUACAAGAUGUCUAU
Triplophysa dalaica is the source of this 3625-nucleotide messenger RNA. RefSeq names its product KAT8 regulatory NSL complex subunit 3 (gene kansl3). Lineage: Eukaryota; Metazoa; Chordata; Actinopteri; Cypriniformes; Nemacheilidae. The coding region runs from base 267 to 2939 and encodes 890 amino acids. The transcript is spliced from 21 exons. The record is from RefSeq and is a predicted model, not a curated record. Gene Ontology annotation, cellular component: NSL complex. Gene Ontology annotation, biological process: positive regulation of transcription by RNA polymerase II.